CCACGAGGGAUCUUCCGGGACGGUCAGGACCUUCUUCCGGGACGGUCAGGACCUUCUUCCGGGACGGUCAGGAGGAGGGGGGAAAAUCACUCAGACUCCGCCCCGGCUGCUGGAGCCGCGUAUCACGUGCACUCCGCCCCAGCCGGGCCGGAAGUGACGCAGACCUGGGGUUGCCGGAAGAAGUGGCGAAGUUACUUUUCGCGGGGCGAGCUUUGGGGGGCGGCUCGGAGGCGGCGGGCGCGGGCAGGAGGCAGAGGACAGAGGGAGCGAGGGAGACGGGCGACCUUUCCAGGGCAGCCGCGAAGAAGAACUUCCCUACCCGGCACCGGAGCCGUGGCGUGCGCAGCCAUGAACCGGGUGAAGAUGACGGGGCCUCAAAGUGUAUAAAGGAAGAGGGACCCGAGCCGGGGAUGACGGGGACCGCGCCGCCCAGCACCGAGCCCGACGGCCCCAUCCCCGCCGCGGCGGCCGGCGAGGGCUCCGCCUGCGGCCUGGUGGAGGAGCCGGAGCCCGAGCGGAAGCGCAAGAAGGGCCCGGCGCCCAAGAUGCUGGGCCACGAGCUGUGCCGCGUGUGCGGGGACAAGGCCUCGGGCUUCCACUACAACGUGCUCAGCUGCGAGGGCUGCAAAGGCUUCUUCCGGCGCAGCGUGGUGCGGGGCGGGGCCCGGCGCUACACCUGCCGCGGGGGCGGCGCCUGCCACAUGAACGCCUUCAUGCGCCGCAAGUGCCAGGAGUGCCGCCUGCGCAAGUGCCGCGAGGCCGGCAUGCGGGAGCAGUGCGUGCUGUCGGAGGAGCAGAUCCGCAAGAAGAAGAUCCAGAAGCAUCAGCCCCCGGGCUCGGGGCCCGGCUCCGCGGCCGCCCCCGGCGCUCCCACCCCCGGGCCCGCGGGCUCCCCGGCCGCCUCCUCGGAGGCCCCCGCCGACGGCGGCAGCAUCCAGCUGACGCCCGACCAGAAGCUCAUGAUCCAGCAGCUGGUGUCGGCCCAGCUGCAGUGUAACAAGCGCUCCUUCUCCGACCAGCCCAAGGUCACGCCCUGGCCCCUGGGGGCCGACCCCCAGUCGCGGGACGCCCGGCAGCAGCGCUUCGCCCACUUUACGGAGCUGGCCAUCAUCUCGGUGCAGGAGAUCGUGGACUUCGCCAAGCAGGUGCCCGGCUUCCUGCAGCUGGGCCGCGAGGACCAGAUCGCUCUGCUCAAGGCCUCUACCAUUGAGAUCAUGUUGCUGGAGACGGCGCGGCGCUACAACCACGAGACGGAGUGCAUCACCUUCCUGAAGGAUUUCACCUACAGCAAAGAUGACUUCCACAGAGCCGGCCUGCAGGUCGAGUUCAUCAACCCCAUCUUCGAGUUCUCCAGGGCCAUGCGGCGGCUGGGCCUGGACGACGCCGAGUACGCGCUGCUCAUCGCCAUCAACAUCUUCUCCGCCGACCGGCCCAACGUGCAGGAGCCGGGCCGGGUGGAGGCCCUCCAGCAGCCCUACGUGGAGGCUCUGCUCUCCUACACCCGCAUCAAGAUGCCGCAGGACCAGCUCCGGUUCCCGCGGAUGCUGAUGAAGCUGGUGAGCCUGCGGACGCUGAGCUCCGUGCACUCGGAGCAGGUGUUCGCCCUGCGCCUCCAAGACAAGAAGCUCCCCCCGCUGCUGUCGGAGAUCUGGGACGUCCACGAGUGACCCGGAAGCGGCUCCCCCCGGGCCGGCCCCGGCGCUGCCCCUGCCCCUCCGCCCGGCCCGGCUCCACCGGCUCUCACGGGCUCCGGCCCCAAGGCCCACGGCGAGCUCCAAGGAGGGGCCUCGGUCACCGGGUGUUCCGAGGCCCUACUCCUGACAUUGUCUUCCUGGGGAGGGGUGGGCGGGUCGUUAACCCUUGACCGUUGACCCCCGGCACUUACCUUUCCUGCCCUCCCCUGCUUACACAGCGCAAUGCACCUUGAAGGGAAGGGGGUGACCCGACUCUGCCUGGGGUCCAGGGGGGCCCAGCCCUCGGGUCCUGUGGCCCCGAGGGAGAUGAGAAGGCCCUUCCCCUCCACUCCUUUUAUUUAAUAAACAAACAAAGCAAAAUCUUAAUAAAAACCUCAAAGCCA
Antechinus flavipes (yellow-footed antechinus) is the source of this 2077-nucleotide messenger RNA. It is a transcript of the gene NR1H2, whose product is annotated as nuclear receptor subfamily 1 group H member 2. The transcript has 8 exons. Gene Ontology annotation, molecular function: nuclear receptor activity; zinc ion binding; RNA polymerase II cis-regulatory region sequence-specific DNA binding. Gene Ontology annotation, biological process: cell differentiation; positive regulation of transcription by RNA polymerase II; negative regulation of transcription by RNA polymerase II. The record is from RefSeq and is a predicted model, not a curated record. The coding region runs from base 411 to 1667 and encodes 418 amino acids. Lineage: Eukaryota; Metazoa; Chordata; Mammalia; Dasyuromorphia; Dasyuridae.